Molecule: messenger RNA, 4932 nt
Organism: Empidonax traillii (willow flycatcher)
Lineage: Eukaryota; Metazoa; Chordata; Aves; Passeriformes; Tyrannidae
Gene: MED1
Product: mediator complex subunit 1
Exons: 17
Coding region: 72-4820 (1582 amino acids)
Biological process (GO): regulation of transcription by RNA polymerase II; cellular response to thyroid hormone stimulus
Cellular component (GO): mediator complex
Molecular function (GO): nuclear thyroid hormone receptor binding; transcription coregulator activity; nuclear vitamin D receptor binding
Source: RefSeq, a predicted model, not a curated record
CCCCGCCGCCGCCAGCGCACGGCCCCCCGGCCCCGCCACACCGGCCCUGCCGCCGCCACCAACGCCCCGCCAUGAAGGCGGCGCCGGGCGGCGCUGAGGAGGCGGAGAAGCUGAACAAGAUGAGCUCCCUCCUGGAGAGGCUCCACGCCAAGUACAGCCAGAACAGGCCCUGGACAGAGACCAUGAAGCUGGUCCGGCAGGUCAUGGAAAAGCGGGUUGUGCUGAACUCAGGGGGGCACCAGCACCUGGUGAGCUGCUUGGAGACGCUGCAGAAGGCCCUGAAAGUCUCAUCCCUGCCUGCCAUGACAGACCGCCUGGAGUCCAUCGCCAGGCAGAGCGGCCUGGGAUCCCACCUCAGUGCCAACGGCACCGAGUGCUACAUCACCUCGGACAUGUUCUACGUGGAAGUGCAGCUGGACCCCACCGGGCUGCUCUGUGAUGUCAAGGUGGCCCACCAUGGAGAGAACCCCGUGAGCUGCCCAGAACUGGUGCAGCACCUGAGGGAGAAAAAUUUUGAUGAGUUUUCCAAACAUCUGAGGGGGCUCGUGAACCUGUAUAAGCUGCCAGGAGAGAACAAACUUAAAACUAAAAUGUACUUGGCUCUGCAGUCCUUGGAGUUGGAUCUGCAGAAGAUGGCUGGCAUGUAUUGGCAAGCCACCAAUGCCAACCCCCUGGACAAGAUUCUCCACGGCAGUGUUGGUUAUCUCACCCCCAGGAGCGGAGGUCUCCUGAUGAACCUCAAAUAUUACGUGUCCCCCUACGAUUUAUUUGAGGACGGCAGCGGAGCCCCCGUGAUCCUGCACGAGAACAACGUUCCUCGCUCGCUGGGUAUGAACGUGUCCGUGACAGUCGAGGGCACCAUGACCAUGCACAAGCUCCCCAUUGCCCCGCUGAUCAUGGGCUCCCACCCCGUGGACAGCAAAGGGACCCCGUCCUUCUCCUCCAUCACCAGCGCCAACAGCGUGGAUUUACCAGCCUGUUUCUUCCUGAAGUUCCCGCGUCCCAUCCCGGUGUCUCGAGCGUUCAUUCAGAAACUCCAGAGCUGCACAGGGAUCCCGCUGUUUGACACCCCACCCACGUUUGUUCCCCUCUACGAGCUGAUCACGCAGUUUGAACUCUCCAAGGAGGCCGAUCCCCUGCCCUUGAACCACAACAUGCGUUUCUACGCCGCUCUUCCAGGACAGCAGCACUGUUACUUCCUGAACAAGGACGCCCCUCUCCCGGAUGGAAGGAGCCUCCAGGGCACUCUGAUCAGUAAAAUCGCCUUCCAGCACCCGGGCAGGGUCCCCCUCAUCCUCAACCUCAUCAGGCACCAGGUGGCCUACAACACCCUCAUCGGCAGCUGCGUCAAGAGGACGGUCCUCAAGGAAGAUUCUCCCGGGAUCCUGCAGUUCGAGGUUUGCCCUCUCUCCGACUCCUGCUUCAGUGUCUCCUUCCAGCACCCCGUGAACGACUCCCUGGUGUGUGUGGUGAUGGAUGUGCAGGACUCCACCCACGUGAACUGUAAGCUGUACAAGGGGCUGUCUGAUGCCCUCAUCUGCACAGAUGAUUUCAUUGCCAAAGUUGUUCAGAGGUGCAUGUCCAUCCCCGUGACCAUGAGGGCGAUCCGUAGGAAAGCAGAAACCAUUCAAGCUGACACCCCAGCCCUGUCCCUCAUUGCAGAGACAGUGGAAGACAUGGUGAAGAAAAACCUGCCCCCCGCCAGCAGCCCAGGGUAUGGCAUGACCACAGGCAGCAACCCAAUGAGCGGGACCACCACCCCAACCAACACUUUUCCUGGGGGGCCCAUCACUACUCUGUUUAACAUGAGCAUAAGCAUGAAAGAGAGGCAUGACUCAGUGGGCCAUGGGGAGGACUUCAGCAAAGUGUCUCAGAACCCUAUUCUCACUAGUUUGUUGCAGAUCACAGGGAAUGUGGGGUCAACCCUUGGCUCAAGUCCGACCCCCCCCCACCACACACCACCACCAGUAUCCUCACCUGCCAGCAACACCAAGAACCACCCCAUGCUCAUGAACCUCCUUAAGGAGAAUCCCCCUCAGGAUUUCUCCACCCUGUAUGGGAGCAGCCCCCUGGAAAGGCAGAACUCUUCCUCUGGCUCCCCCCGGAUGGAGAUGGGCCCCGGGGGGAAUAAGCAAAAGAAAAAAAAGUCCCGCGUGCCGGCCGACAAGCCCAAGCACCAGACUGAGGAUGAUUUCCAGAGGGAGCUCUUCUCCAUGGACGUUGACUCCCAGAACCCCAUUUUUGACGUGAACAUGACUGCAGACACCCUGGACACCCCCCACAUUACUCCAGCCCCCAGCCAGUGCAGCACUCCCCCCGCCACCUACCCCCAGGCGCUGCCCCACGCCCAGCCCAGCAUCCAGAGGAUGGUCCGUCUGUCCAGCUCCGACAGCAUCGGGGCCGACGUCACCGACAUCCUCUCGGACAUAGCGGAGGAGGCCUCCAAGCUGCCCCCCAGCACCGAGGACUGCCCGCCCAUGGGGACUCCGGUCCGAGACUCCUCCAGCUCAGGACAUUCCCAAAGUGCCCUCUUUGACCCCGAUGUGUUUCAGGCCAACAGCAGCGAGAACCCCUACACUGACCCCGCAGACCUGAUCGCUGACGCCGCUGUGAGCCCCAACAGUGACUCCUCCAACCAUUUCUUCCCGGACGGAGUCGAUUUCAACCCCGACUUGCUCAACAGCCAGAGCCAGAGCGGUUUUGGGGAGGAGUACUUUGAUGAGAGCAGUCAGAGUGGAGACACUGAUGAUUUCAAGGGCUAUGCCUCCCAGGCUCUGACUAACUUAGGGGUGCAGGUCCUGGGGGCUGACGGGGGGGAUAAUAAAUUUAAGGGGGGCAAUCCAUCGGACACGGUGGAUUUCAGUAUUAUUGCAGCUGCCAGCAAAGCUCUGGGCUCCUCUGACAUCAUGGAGCACCACAGUGGGGGUCAGAGCCCCCUGCUGAACACGGGGGAGCUGGGAAAGGAGAAGUCUCAGAAACGGGUAAAGGAAGGCAAUGGGUCUGGAAGUGCCAUGGCAGGGGCAGGGAUAGACGGGAAGCCAGGGAAGCGCAGCCGGACACCGUCCAGUGAUGGGAAGAGUAAGGAGAAACUCCCGAAGCGGAAGAAGCAGGAGACAGAUGGGAAAUCUCCGUCUCACAGUUCAUCAAACAGGCCCUUCACACCACCAGCCAGCACAGGUGGGUCCAAAUCUCCAGGGAGCUCGGGCAGAUCUCAGACUCCUCCCGGGGUGGCCACUCCCCCCAUUCCAAAAAUAACCAUCCAGAUCCCCAAAGGAACGGUGACUGUUGGCAAACCAUCGUCGCACGGCCAGUACACCAGUAGUGGUUCUGUCACCUCCUCCAGCAGCAAGAGCCACCACAGCCAUUCUUCCUCCUCCUCCUCUUCCUCCUCUUCGACCUCAGGCAAAAUCAAAAGCAAAUCAGAAGGGUCUUCUGGCUCCAAGAUGAGCAGCAGCCUCUACUCGGGCCAGGGUGGCUCCGGGUCGGGUCAGUCCAAGGGCUCUGCCCAGUCGGUGGGAAAGCCGGGAUCGUCCCCCAUCACCAAGCACGGCCUCAGCACCGGCUCCGGCAGCGCCAAGAUGAAACCUCAAGGAAAGCCAUCGUCGCUCAUGAACCCUUCCAUGAGCAAACCCAACAUCUCCCCGUCCCACUCGCGGCCCUCGGGAGGGUCUGACAAACUUGCCUCUCCCAUGAAGCCCGUCCCAGGCACUCCCCCGUCGUCUAAAGCGAAGUCCCCCAUCAGUUCGGGCUCUGGUGGGUCCCACAUGUCCGGGACUGGCUCAGGCUCGAGCAUGAAAUCCUCCUCAGGCAUGGGAUCCUCCGGGUCCAUGUCACAGAAACCACCUCCCUCAUCAAAUUCCUCCACGGCAUCUUCCUCUUCCUUCUCAUCCAGCGGGUCUUCCAUGUCCUCCUCGCAGAACCAGCAUGGAAGUUCCAAGGGCAAGUCUCCCAGCAGAAACAAGAAGCCCUCCCUGACUGCAGUCAUAGACAAGCUGAAGCACGGGGUGGUCACCAGUGGGCCCGGCGGGGACGACCCCAUGGACGGGCAGAUGGGGCCCAGCUCCAACUCCUCGGGCCACGCCAUGUCCUCCAAACACAACAUGUCUGGGGGGGAGUUCCAGGGCAAACGGGAGAAGAGCGACAAGGAGAAAUCCAAGGUCUCCGUCUCCGGAGGGUCCGGCGACUCCUCCUCCAAGAAGAACUCGGAUUCCAAAAGCGUCGGGAGCACCGGGGUGGCCAAAAUCAUCAUCAGCAAACACGACGGCGGCUCCCCCAGCAUCAAGGCCAAAGUCACCCUGCAGAAACCCGGGGAGGGCGGCGGGGACGGGCUCAGGCCCCAGAUGGCCUCCUCCAAAAGUUACGGCUCCCCCCUGAUCAGCGGGUCCACCCCCAAGCACGAGCGCUGCUCCCCCAGCCACAGCAAGUCCCCGGCCUACACCCCCCAGAACAUCGACAGCGAGAGCGAGUCGGGCUCCUCCAUCGCCGAGAAGUCCUACCAGAACAGCCCCAGCUCCGACGACGGCGUCCGGCCCCUGCCCGAGUACAGCGCCGAGAAGCACAAGAAGCACAAAAAGGAGAAGAAGAAAGUGAAGGACAAAGACCGGGACAGAGAGCGGGAGCGGGACAAGGACAGGGACAAGAAGAAGUCCCACGGGAUGAAGCCGGAGAGCUGGUCCAAGUCCCCGAUCUCGGCGGAGCAGCCGCUCUCCAUGGCCGGCAGUGCCAUCCUGGCGGCCGAGAGGCCGUCCCGGGCCAGCCCCGAGUUCCUCAUCGGGGAGGAGGACGAUGAUCUCAUGGACGUGGCUCUAAUUGGCAAUUAGUUCUCGGAGAGGAGCUGUCUGCAGGGUCCUGGGGGGAAGGAAGGAAGGAAGGAAGGAAGGAAGGAAGGAAGGAAGGAAGGAAGGAUCCAUCCCAAACUCGCCACGGGUGCGU